Molecule: messenger RNA, 542 nt
Organism: Orycteropus afer afer
Lineage: Eukaryota; Metazoa; Chordata; Mammalia; Tubulidentata; Orycteropodidae
Gene: RPS14
Product: ribosomal protein S14
Biological process (GO): translation; maturation of SSU-rRNA from tricistronic rRNA transcript (SSU-rRNA, 5.8S rRNA, LSU-rRNA); ribosomal small subunit assembly
Cellular component (GO): cytosolic small ribosomal subunit; ribosome
Molecular function (GO): mRNA 5'-UTR binding; small ribosomal subunit rRNA binding; structural constituent of ribosome
Source: RefSeq, a predicted model, not a curated record
UUCCGGUGGCGGAGUCUGGAGACGACGCGCAGACAUGGCACCUCGCAAGGGGAAGGAAAAGAAGGAAGAGCAAGUCAUCAGCCUUGGACCUCAGGUGGCUGAAGGAGAGAAUGUCUUUGGUGUCUGCCACAUUUUUGCAUCCUUCAAUGACACUUUCGUCCAUGUCACUGAUCUCUCUGGCAAGGAAACCAUCUGCCGUGUGACUGGUGGGAUGAAGGUGAAAGCUGACCGAGAUGAAUCUUCACCGUAUGCCGCCAUGUUGGCUGCCCAGGAUGUGGCACAGAGGUGCAAGGAGCUGGGCAUCACUGCCCUACACAUCAAACUCCGUGCCACAGGAGGAAAUCGGACCAAGACCCCUGGACCAGGGGCCCAGUCUGCCCUGAGAGCCCUUGCCCGUUCAGGAAUGAAGAUUGGGCGGAUUGAGGAUGUCACCCCCAUCCCCUCUGACAGCACCCGCAGAAAGGGCGGUCGCCGUGGUCGCCGUCUGUGAACAGGACUCCUCAAAUUAUUGUUUUCUGUUAAUAAACUACUUUCAUGUACAC